Cottoperca gobio is the source of this 3966-nucleotide messenger RNA. RefSeq lists its product as uncharacterized. The record is from RefSeq and is a predicted model, not a curated record. Gene Ontology annotation, biological process: positive regulation of transcription elongation by RNA polymerase II. The transcript has 5 exons. The coding region runs from base 1 to 3201 and encodes 1066 amino acids. Gene Ontology annotation, molecular function: protein binding. Lineage: Eukaryota; Metazoa; Chordata; Actinopteri; Perciformes; Bovichtidae.
AUGUGGUGCUACCAAAAACCGGGGUUUGAAGCCCUCCUCCUCGCUGAGCUGCAGAGACAGCAACAGUGCAGCCAGUUCUGUGACACUCUGCUCAAGACAGAAGGUGUAUCAGUGCCCGCACACAGUUGUAUUCUGUCAGCCAUCAGCCCCCACAUCGCCUCUGCUCUGUCCUCCAUGCCGCCGCCUCCUGCAGGACAGAGCCAUCUCUUGGAGUUUCGGGCUCUUGGCGCAUGCACCCUGCUCCAUAUGGUCAGACUGCUGUACUGUGGGGAGAUGACUGGGGAGGGGGAGAAGGAGAAGCAAGAGGCUAUUUUGACUGCCGCCAAGCUGGGCAUCCACGGGCUGGUGGAGGUCACAAAAAGAGAUCAUAAAAGCAGAAGUGAGGAAGGAAAAGGCUGGCAUUCGGAGGUAGGAGUGCAGACGGAUCCACUGAUGCCUGAGGAGGAUGAAGGGAGACGGGGCAGGUGGAGGAGAGAGGUGAGGGAUGGGAGCACCUUUCUGUGGAAAGAGACACACUCAGAUGGUAUGGAAGACACACAGACUCAAACAGAAGAGCUGCAAGAAGAAAUGAGUCCCCCAUCUCACCCAGCAGCCUCCUUAGAGACCAUUGAUAUGGCAACCUUCCAGAAUUUAGGACAGGCCGAAUCCCAUCUUUUCCCCCCUCAAAUUCCCUACAUCCCCAUAUCCCUCUUCUAUCCACCAGAUGGAAACCAAACACAUCAACCUUCAUCUGCUCUCGUUGACUCCAUGCAAGAAUCCAUCACAGCAGCUGGACACACGUCUGUUGUGGCGCCGCCGCACACCUUCGUCCCCCCAACCCUCCCAUUUUUGAGCCAAGCGGGCCCAUGUGCUGAUGACCUCCAGAGCUGGUGGGCCGGCCCUCAAGGAGCAGCCAGAGAUGACGCAGCAGCAGCUGAAGAAUGGGAGCACGAGCAGUUGGAGCAGUUUCAAGGCAACAUCCCAGGAUACAUCAGCUACUUUCUGAACCCGGACAAGGAGGAUUGCUCCGGUAGGGGGCGAGCAAGGAGGAGGCGGGGAGCAGGAGUGGGAGGUGCCAGAAGAGCUGGGACGAGUGGGAGAAGAGCCAGGAGACCACGAGCAAGAACAGGAGGGAGGGGGAGAGGGGGGUUAACACAAACUGUGGCUGUGCAGGUGGUGGGGGUGGGCAAGCUGCAGAAGUUGUUCAUGCAGCGGUGGGGGGUGAGGUCGCCCAGGACGGGUCAGGGCGGAGGAGCUGUAGGCAGGAAGUUGUUCCUGAAGACCAGAGAGCUUCUGAAGCCAGCCAAGAACUGCCAGAGGGGAAGAGGCCGCCGCAAAGUGUGGGAGUUCAGCCAGAUUGGAGACGUACUGCCGUACAGUGAGGGAGGAGGAGGCAACACGCAGCGUGGAAGGAAGAGACCAACGCAGCAGAUCGACCAGCCUUCUGCGUCACCCGGCCUGCUGUCACCUGCGGCCUCCUACAUGCCUCCAGCAUCGUCCCUCCUCCACAGCACCUCCCUCCCUCCUCCGGCUCCUCCACCUCAUGAGCAACAGCCCGAACACUUUAAUUGUCUACUGGAGGAAAUGAUGAUGGGCCUCGACAUUUUACCAAUCAACAACGACGAUGCUCCACAUUUUCAGCCUCCUCUGUCAACCAGUAGCAGCAGUUGUGACUUUGCCUCCUGUGGCAAUGCUUUGGCUCAAAACAAACAACAAGUCCGUAGCACUGGCCUCCUGGAAGGUUUGCAUGGUUCCACACCGGUGGUUGCUGUAGCAAGAGGAGCUGGAAGCUCCAACUCUUCAAACAGUGAGAUGCCCGUUCUGCAGCAGCAUGGAGAAGGGGAGCUGAAUGAGAUGCUGGACCACUUCCUCCAGUCCCUUGAGCAGCACGUGGACAGCUGUACUGCCGGGGAAGAGGCGGAGAUGGGUGGUCAGAGCUGCACAGAGGUCAGCCAGCCUUACUCUGUCCUGAGAAAAUGCAGAAAAACAAAUACCCAGACCACCAAGACCCCACACACCCCUCGUCUACAGAAUACACACACACCGCAUCCAGCCAGGCGCUCUCAAAUAACUGAACUGGAGAAUGAUGAAGCUGAAAUACCACCAAGACGUUCACAGUCUCACAAGUCUUCUGCUCGCAGUGCGCCUCCAAAACACACUGAGGGAUCGCCGGGGAAAGUCGGAGCACCAGCCAGAAAAAAAGAAAGAAGAAAUCAGCGUCUGUUCUCAUUGGAGAGAAAGAGUGUGAGGAAGCCAGAGUCAUGUGACCAAAUCCUUCGUGGCCGAAGAGACAAGCAGCUGCAGCGGAUGCCUGUGGUGAAACUGGAGAGGAGUGGCCCGCUGCCAGCCAAAGUUACACUGCAGGAGCGCAGCUGCCUGGAAGUCAAGGACCGUGUGCCGAUUCCGCCACCGUCAGCAGGUCGCAGGCGUGGCCGGCCCAAGAAAAAUGGACAAUUUCACAGUUUAUCUAAUGAGAGGUCAACACCAUCAGUUCAGCCACAGCCUGUGGAGCCCUGUAGCACAGAUGAACAACCAGAGAGAAAUCAAGAGAGACAUGAAGAAAAAUUGUCCGUCCAGCCGCAGGAAGAGGUAGAGGGAGCUGCACGGAGGGGAGAGAAAAGGCGAGCAGAUUCAGAGGAGACAAGUGAUGAAUCCACGGUGACCAAGAGGGUUUGCUUUGAACAAAUGUCUCAGCCGACCUCUGAAACGUGUGUACCGAGCUCUCCAUCUGCAGACUUUGUCUCCAAACCAGCAACCAAAGAGAUAAUGGCUGAAGUCUCCAUAGAGACUAUUUCCACUGCAGGAGAUUGUUUACAAAGAGAAGACAGAGAAGGAAAAACAACGAGGAGUGAAAUAAAACUCAGAGAAACUGAGGAAAGUUUGAUGGAUGAAGAGAUGGAGAGCAACUAUGAUGAGAUCAUCAUAGUUCACCAGAACAGAGACAGAGAAUCUGAAGACUUAGAGACAUGCCAGCGCAGAACAGCACCGGCUCCUUUGUCACCAUCUUCACAUUCAGCAAAAGAGGUCGUCAGUCUGAGGUCAACAGGAAGCUGGGAAGAGGACAAAGACGAGGACAUUGAUGUGAUUGGUGGUUCCAGUCCUGUCCGUGAUCCGGUGCUCAUCAGCUGGACUGAGUCUUCAGAAGUUGAGGAAGAGGAAGGAGACGAGGACAUUGAUGUUGAAAAGACGGACUACGCUCCAUCUGCGGUCUUCGCUACCUAGAUGGAAGCUUAUUAACAGAAAAUGCAAGACUGAGGUGCUUCAUUAGCAUCUGUGACGGCCAGUUUACUUUUCUACUUGUGUUCUUCAGUUUAUGUUAUUUAAUUUCCCAGAAAACCUUCUGAAUGUGUUUCAUUUAGCUGAAAGAGAUCCAACAAAUGUGGGUUCAUCAUAAAUGUCUUCUGUUGGUAUUGUUUUAACCUUGAUGUGCAAACACUGACAAUCACGGGAGGGAUUUCUGUUCCUAUUCCAGCAAAGUUUAAGAAAAGAAGAGUUGUGUGCAUCUUGUUGGAAUGAAAGAAAAUGAAAGAUGUGCAUCAUAAUGCAUAAAUGCACUUCAAUCAGCAGCAACAUAACAGGACUGUGUAGUUUAUAUUGAGCUGAUUACACAGACUUAACCUUUGUCAAACUGUCAAAGGUGACUGGGAUCGCUCUUUUUGUACUUUGGAGAUAUUUAGCAGUUGAUUUUAUGUAAAGAGUUGUUAUUGCUGAGCAGAUAUGUUCAGCAAAGUUUGUUUUAACUCAAGUGUUGAAAAUAACACGAACCAAACAGUUUAGAAAGAGAUUCACUGCAACAACAAAAUAAUCUGUUUUAUGUCCCGUCAAAGGAAGUAAGAGGGUUUUAUCAUCAGCCUCUGUUCUGCUACAGUUUGUAAAUGUUCCAGGAAAACUCUUGUCUUCCUUGUUUUACUGUCAGGUUAUGUUUGAUAAUGUUCCUCGUGGCACUUUUGAAUCUAGUACUAUUUCUACAAUAAAUAUUCCUCUCUA